AUGGAGCCUCGCGCCCGCGCCGCCAAAAAUGUUGGCAAGAUGAACUUCAGCCACAACGAGCUGGCCCAGCUCCUUUACGCCCACGGCGAUGUGCGCAAUCCGCUCCCCGAAACGAUCCGCGUCCUCGACGAAAUCGUCACCGAGUUCAUCCAAGGCAUGGCCUUCGAGGCCACCCGGGCAGCAAACUAUGCGGGUCGUCAAAAAGUUAAAUAUGAAGACUUCGAGUUCGCCUUCCGCAAGAAUGACGCCUUCCUCGGCAAGGUGCAAGAAGUCUUCGAGAAAAAGGGCGAGAUUGAUUCAGCCAAGAAGAUCUUCACCAAGGACGACGAGGCUGUACUUAUGAAAGACGCCGUGGAUCAGGAGGGGAAGUCGAAGGACAAGGCCGUCAACGGACACACGGAGGCUAGUGGCCCUUCUGCCGAUGCUUCCGCUGCGAAGCAGGAGGAAGAACUGGGCGAGGCGGAUGAUGAUGCUGAUGCAGAGAGCGAGGUUGCGGGACGGCCGGCGAAGAGGGUCCGGCUUGAUGGAGACGCGAAGUGA
Messenger RNA from Colletotrichum karsti, 540 nucleotides. RefSeq names its product transcription initiation factor IID. The record is from RefSeq and is a predicted model, not a curated record. Bases 1 to 540 code for a protein of 179 amino acids. Gene Ontology annotation, cellular component: transcription factor TFIID complex. The transcript is spliced from 2 exons. NCBI's taxonomy places the organism in Eukaryota, Fungi, Ascomycota, Sordariomycetes, Glomerellales, Glomerellaceae. Gene Ontology annotation, molecular function: protein heterodimerization activity. Gene Ontology annotation, biological process: transcription by RNA polymerase II; RNA polymerase II preinitiation complex assembly.